AUGGGGUGUAACGUCGGGCACGGAGCUCCACAUCUGUGCCUGGCAUGCGCUGCCUUAAGAAUUCCAGAAUCUUCUUCAGGGAAGCAAAUUCUCGGAGCUGACACAAGUCCUGCCGAUAAUAAUCCACCCAUAUUUCCAGGAUGCAGCACAUGGCCCUGGGGAGGGACAGGGCCCUUAGACCUUUACCCUGUCACAGGAAUUGCAGGUGUGUGGGGUGAGUGUCCAGCACCCCCCGACCCACAGCCCCCUCGCUGCCCUCCUGGAGAGGGAAGGCCCGCCUGCAGCAGCCGGAGUCACUCACAGUUUCCAGGGCUGCAGGACCGCGUCGUUGCCACCACACCCACCUGCGAUGCAUCCAUAUCUAGAGGAGGGCGGGGGGCAUCCCAUGAAUCGUCCUGUGGCCGCGACCUCUCACCAUGGGGGCUGUCACCCUCUGACCCCCGACGACGCCGGAGCCCUGGGUGCCGUCAGCUCUGUGCGUGGGGCCACGCGCAGCUCCCGGAGAAGCGCCCGCACCUGCUGGGGCCUCCUGAGUGCUUGAGCAUGAAAGGGCUCCGGCCAGGCCCAUGGCCGAUAUCAGAGUGGGCCUGGGCGCCCCGGGGUCCCCGUGGUCCCCCUGUCUGGUUGCCCCAGGACACAGACCCCCGGUGGACUCUCAAACCUCCCUUUCAACGGGAAAAGAGGCCAGCUCAAGACCCUGGUGACGGUGGGGAGGAGGCACAGGCCCCGUCAUGGGGUGAGGACGGCUGCUGAGCACAGGCACAGCCCCUCUGGCCGACCUGUCACAGGCCAGGCCCCGGGGCUGCCCUCCAGGACCCCAUUGUGCCCUGGGUGACUCUGCUCCAGUCGGGGGAGCAGCCCGAGGCCCGGGAAGCUCAGAACCCUUCCCCAGCCUCCCCACCAGCAGGUGGCGCUCCCCUGGGCCAUGGAGGGGCAGGUGCUCACUUCGUAAACAGCAGAUCCAGCACCUCCUCGGUGGUGGCAAAUCCAUGACAUUCAUCUAAAAACAUGAAUACCGAGAUGACAUCCCUGCGCAGCAAGGCGGGCAGCAGUUGUUGGAAUUCCUGCUCCAGCAGCUCCGUCCGGCUGGGCUUCGUCGGGCAGAUGGGAGGCCCCUUCCCGGCCGAGGCCCUUGCACCCUGAGGUGGGACAGAGGGGAAGUGCAGCCUGCAUGGAACCGCCCGGAGGCCUGGGCUGGGAGCGCAGACCGCAGCCCGAGCUCUCGGGGGCUGCGGGCAGCAGGAGCGCCCAUGGCAGGAACCCGGGCCUUGAUGCUUGUGGCUCAGGCACUUAGCAUCUGACUCUCGGCUGUGGCUCAGGUCGUGGCCGCAGCCCCGUGGGAUCCCGCCCUGGCAGGCCCCGGGCUUGGGGCCCAGUGUGCUUGAGGAGCCUGGGUCUCCCUCUCCCCCUCCCUGCUCUCUGCCUGUCUCUUACACAAACAAGACGAACUAUCCAAUAAAGAAACAAUCUCAGAGGAUAAAUGUUCAAAAAAGGUUGGAUCACUACAAGGACCUCAAGAGACACAGAGAGACAGAGACCGAGAGAGGCAGACACACAGACAGAGGGAGAAGCAGCCCUGGUGCAGAGAGCCCGAGGCGGGACUCGAUCCCAGGCCUGCGGGGUCAGGACCUGGGCGGAAGGCAGGCGCUAAACCACUGGGCGACCAGGCUUCCCCUGGAGGCUCUAGUCUGACAUUCCUACACAUCUGUGCACAGGGACUCUGCAUCUGGCCCAGGCAGGGGCAGGGCCCUGGGGCAAGUGUGGGGAGGAGGGGAAUGCAGACUCGUGUGGGAGCAUGAGUGUAGGGGCCAGGCCAGGGGAGUAGCAGGCUGGCUUCUGGGACCCGGGGCCCUUCGUGCCGCAUCGGGGCCCCGGGUGUCGGGGGUGCCCCAGCCCCUGCACUCACCUUGAGCCCGCGCUGGCCUCCUUUAGCUGCGCAGGGCACUUCCCAGUUCCUGGAGGCGGUGGGGCAGGCGACCCCUUCCUCCCGCUGGCGCCCCAUGGCCCGGGUGCAGCUCUGUGGAGACAGCGCCCGGCAGCCAGGCAGGAGGCCUCAGCGCCCGGUCCGGCCGCCUCGGUUGGGCCGCACCCCCAGCUGCCCCCAUCCAGACACACCACAGCGCAUGCGGCACCCACCUCCCCCAAGGAGAGCAAAGGGGUGCGGCUGCAGGGCCUCGGGGUGACUCUGGGGCGGGUAAGAGGACCUCCGGAACCCUGUUUCCACCCUGUCCACCUUGACCUCACGGUGACCCUGAAGGGAUCACCGGGGAACCUGCCGCCCUGCAACGUCCCCCAGCCUGGAAGCGACCUGCCCACACAUCCCUGUGUCCCUGAAGCUGGAGAGGAGGGGAUGGGGCCACCCAGGAUGGCUGGUCAGGGGGCCUGGCCUGGCCUGCUCUGUGUUACCUGAUGGCGCCUCCUGAUAAACGCCCUGAGGCGUUGGUUUUUAUGCUGGAGCCAAAGUCUACAGCAUUGGAACAAGCGGCACCCCUGGGGUACCUGGGAGCCAGAGCCCCCAGAGGUGGGCCGGCAGCAAGAAAACAUCUUCGAGGAGCGGAUGUCUCCAGCCAAGUGAGCCUGAGUUGGGGCUGCACUGGAUGAGGUUGCCUGGUUACGGGGGCUCCAAGUUCUGUUGGGCUCUGUGUCACGGGAGUGACCUCACUUCCUGGGACCCCCUCCCUGACCCACCUCUGGAGGAAGGGUUAAAGAGGAAGGAGCACAUUGGUGACACAAGAAACGGCAAGCCUUGAAUGUAAGGAUGAUCGUGCCUCACGGAUUCCACGGACCCUAAGUUGAGCAACAAGCAGCACCUUCCAGCAAACGCCUAAGCGAAUUAUUUUGUUUUAUUUUUUUUUUUAUUUAAAGAUUUUUAUUUCUUUAUUCAUGAGA
Molecule: messenger RNA, 2889 nt
Organism: Nyctereutes procyonoides (raccoon dog)
Lineage: Eukaryota; Metazoa; Chordata; Mammalia; Carnivora; Canidae
Product: MAPK-interacting and spindle-stabilizing protein-like
Exons: 3
Coding region: 1-753 (250 amino acids)
Source: RefSeq, a predicted model, not a curated record